UGGCAUGGUGUCGGGGUUUAGACUCCAAGGUUCUCACGAGGACUUGACACUGGAGAACCAUAAAGACAAUCAGACUAACCAAGCUGUCUCAGUCUGAACUCACCCGAAUCCAGGACAAGGCACAAUGUCCACUACGAAAUCUCCGAGGAGGCGGCGAUCCAGAUCCAGGAAGAGAGGGGGGGCCGUGGUGUCCAACCUCAUCCUGAACGCCAUCUCAUACGGGGGCCCGUCGGGCGUGACCCUGGUGGGCCUGAAGCGGGUCCUGAAGGCCAAUGGCUACGACGUGGUCAGGAACAGAACCAGGAUUCGCCUCGCCCUCCGUAGACUGGUGGCCAGGAAAUACAUCGUCCGCACCAGUGGCGCGGGAGGCCGUGGCGCCUUCAGGCUCAACUUCUACCGACGGGGUGGCCGCUACAGAAUGAGGAGGCGGCGGCGCAGGAGGAGAUAUGGAAGGCGCAGGAGGAGGAGAAGGGGGAGGAGGAGGAGGAGGAGGAGGACCCGAAGGAGAAGGGUCAGGAGGAGCCGCUAUAGAAGGAGACGCAGGAGGGCCACCCCUGGAAGGAGAAGGAGAAGGAGGAGAAGAUCUGUCAGGAGAAGACGGAGAUCUGUCAGGAGGAGGAGGAGGAGAAGGUACCCUAGGCGUCGCAGGAGGCUGAGGAGGGUCAGACGCAGGAGGGGCAGGUCCACCCGCAGGUUCCGCAGAAGGAGAAGGAGGAGAAGGAGGCUGAGCAGGAUUUAA
Messenger RNA from Dunckerocampus dactyliophorus (ringed pipefish), 739 nucleotides. Its product is annotated as protamine-like. The transcript has a single exon. The record is from RefSeq and is a predicted model, not a curated record. Gene Ontology annotation, molecular function: DNA binding. Gene Ontology annotation, cellular component: nucleosome. The coding region runs from base 125 to 739 and encodes 204 amino acids. Gene Ontology annotation, biological process: nucleosome assembly. NCBI's taxonomy places the organism in Eukaryota, Metazoa, Chordata, Actinopteri, Syngnathiformes, Syngnathidae.